AUGCUCCCCACCCCUCCGUCGACUCAUACCUCGCGAUCGACAUCGCCUGCCUGCCCGGCCCUGGGCCCGGAUGCCGAUCUCGUAGACGCGGAUACCUCAGAGACUCCCUCUGCUGGCAAGAAGAAGAAAAAGAAGAAGGCGAAGAAGACCGGGGCGAAGGCCAAGGAGCCCGCGAACGGGACGGCGAACGACACAGAGCGCGACCGUCCUCCGGUCCUGUGCAUAAGCCGCAACAAGCAUUGGCGUUACAUCAGCUCCUACCACGGGCCCUGGCUGCAACUCCCGCUCGAGCUGCUCGAGUCUCUCCUCCUGCUCAACGUCGACCCCGCAACGCUGUCUGCGGCUGACUCCAAGCUCCCCCCACUUCCCUCCCACCCCAGCGCACACCCCCACCUCCACACGAACGGCCAUAGUCACCGCCACAACCACGGCCAUGACCACGGUUUCGGACACGGGCACGGGCACCCCAAGCAGCGCGACCGCGGCUUCGCGUCCCUCGCAGACUACUCGCCGCCCGACUCCCCGCGCAACGCCUUCGCAGCCCUCCCUGCCCCCUAUCCCUUCCCUGCUCCCUUACCGGGCCAAGCGACGCCCCCGCCCAUCGACCCAGGCGUCUUCCGCUCCGUCACGCACAUCCGCCGGCUCAUCGACGAGGCCGCGGAGCUCUCGGUGCGUGCGAGCUCCGGGCUGUCCGCGGCCGCGCUCGGCUCGAUGCGCGGCGCGGGGACGAUGAACGGGAACGCGUGGGCGACGGCGCAGAGCUUGGGGCUGGGCAUGAACCCCCUCGGGGACGGGGGAGGCAGGAACGUCGCGAUGAGCGCUAUGCGCGUGCACAGGCUGAGGGCGCUCGCGGUGCAGAAGCUCGCGGCGGCAUACAGGACGGACGAGAUCGCGUCGAGCGUGAUGGUUAUGCAGGGAGGGAGCGUGUUUGACGACAUCGCGGAGAGGGUGCUGAAAGUUGACCCUAACGACGUUGAUGCACGAUACGUGCACUUCUUUCACGAGAAGAUACCCUCCAGGCAACUGGCUGAGUCGACUUCGACCCAGGUGCUUGACGAGCUCAUAGCAACAAAUUCGCAUAGAUUGGAAUUCUAUCGUACACGAGGUAUCGUCCACUGCUUCCGGGACGAGUACGCGCUUGCGGCGAAGGACUUUACGCACGCAAUCAAGGAAGCGCGAGUGCAACGCAAAGCCCGGAAUGCGCAUCUCGGCAGCAAUUUGAGCGAUAAACAGCGAGGAAAAGGUACAAAGAAAAAGAAGGGCAAGGCUGGAGGGGGAAGGACCAACGGACAGGCACCUCCCAAUGGAACAAGCGCGAGUGCAGGAGGGCCGGACGGGCUGAGCACCGAGGGAUCCGACGGCGACGGCGUCCUGCUCCAUCCAUCUGUGUUGCCAGAUGCUCCCGACCCUAUCGAGCCCCAAUGUCUCUUCCUCCGCGCCGCGGCAUACCUCCAGCAUGCCGCCUUCCUCAUCGAGGAAGCCAUCUUCAAGGUGGAAGGCAUCCGCAAGGUACCGUCGGUCGACGGGGCGGAGAUGCGCCUGUGCUACGUCGAGAACGCGCGGUAUGGUGGGACUGAGAUCGGGAACCCAGAUGGACCCCUUGGCAAAGUGGACGGGCCGAAGCUGCAGGCGUACCGCGCGGUCUUCACGGACGCGGCGUUCCGCGAGACGAUCCUCACGCUCGUCAAAAAGAGCAUGCGCGACCACAAGCAGUUCCUCGCGCACUUCGACACGCUCGAGGGGCCGCCAGGGUACGCGGACGCGGACAUCGCGCAGCGCACAGAGUACGCGUUCCUCCUCUCCGAGUCCCUCCGCCCCGGCAGCCAGAGCGCGCCCCCGCCGGUGCCGGACACUCCGCCCAUGUUCACGACGUACCACCCGCUGCUCGUCGAGUCGCACUUCAGCAUCCUCCUCUGCUACCUGAUGCUCGGGGACUUUCCCGGGCUCCUCCCCGCGUUCUCGCGUACCGCCGCCCUCGUCGACGGGCUCGAAGGCUACCCAGUGUUCCUACCCCCCCGCUCAAUGGCCCAGGCCGAAUUCAUCGAGAUCCUCGAGCGCCUUGCUGGGGGGUGGCGCAACGGCGUCCAGCCGCACUCGCUCAGUCGCGCGAACUCGAAGCAGCUUGCCAUCGAGGCGCCCCCACGCUCCCCGCGCUCGCCGAAAGCGAAGGAGGUCAACCGGAUCCCGACGCCCCCUUCGCCGGAGCUCGGCCACUCCAGGGCUGGGUCAUCAGGCUCGACGCACCUGCUCGGCCCUCUGCCCUCCCCAGGCCCGACCGCGGACGGCGAGCCACCUCGCAGCCCUGAGGAAAUGUACGAGGCGCUGGACGCCGCACGGAUCCUGCUCGCGCCGGUGGUGCAACGCCAGCGGGAGAAGGCGGAGCGGGCGGCGGCGGAGAAGGGCGGGAAGGGUGGCGGCGGCAAGAGCAAGAAGCCGCUCAACAUCAACAUCCCGCUGCACGGGCCGCGGGUCGAGAUCGUGCUUGCGUGGAUGGCGGCGGUGUUCUUGUGCGAGUUGGACACGGUCGCGUGA
This is a messenger RNA of Dichomitus squalens LYAD-421 SS1, 2532 nucleotides long. RefSeq lists its product as uncharacterized. The transcript is spliced from 5 exons. Lineage: Eukaryota; Fungi; Basidiomycota; Agaricomycetes; Polyporales; Polyporaceae. The coding region runs from base 1 to 2532 and encodes 843 amino acids. The record is from RefSeq and is a predicted model, not a curated record.